CUCCUUCCUGUCACACCUUGUUGGUAGCAGGUAUGUGGUUGGAGUCAUUGCUGGAGUUACAGGUAGUGGCUUGUAGAUCAGAAGUAAGACGGUGUGCUGCAGAGGGGGAGGAAAAGCUGCUGUGGACUCAUGGAAGCAAUAAGGGAACAGAGGGCAUCUAUGGGCUGACAUUGGCAGGAGCGUGCCGAGGUUUCUUCGAACCCAUCAAAAUGAAGCAGUGCUUUUUCAAUGAAAGUAUCUUAUUCUUCUACAAUAAUAGCGGGAAAGAAUUAUCGACGAUAUGGAGACCAAAAGAUGCUCUGGUGGUCGGCUUGGGACUAACCGUGUGUGUCUUUGUGCUGUUGACCAACACCUUAGUUAUAACAGCCAUUAUAAUCAACAAACGUUUUCACUACCCUAUCUACUAUCUCCUAGGGAAUCUGGCGGCAGCUGAUUUAUUCGCUGGAGUGGCCUACACUUAUCUCAUGUUCCAUACUGGCCCAAGGACGGUUAGCCUGACUGUGAAAACAUGGCUUCUCCGCCAGAGCUUACUGGAUACUAGCUUGACAGCCUCUGUGGCUAAUCUGUUGGCCAUAGCUGUGGAGCGACACCAAACAAUAUUUACUAUGCAGCUUCAUAGUAAGAUGUCCAACCAGCGGGUUUGCAUCCUCAUUGCCUGUAUAUGGCUUGCGGCGUUGUUACUGGGACUUAUACCAUCUUUCGGCUGGCACUGCAUCUGUGAUCUCAAGGCUUGCUCGCGGAUGGCCCCCUUGUACAGUCGGAGUUAUCUCAUCUUUUGGGCGGUAUCCAACUUGGUGGCCUUUCUGAUUAUGAUGGUGGUAUACAUGCAUAUCUUUAUAUACGUUAAGAGGAAGAUGGUGAGGAUGUCGAAGCACACGUCAUUCCAUCCAAAAUACCGGGAGACCAUGAUCAACUUAAUGAAGACAGUGUUCAUCAUUUUAAGCGCCUUUGUAAUCUGCUGGACACCAGGGCAAGUGAUCCUCCUUCUGGAUGGGUUAGGCUGCACAUCUUGUGACGUGUUGACCGUAGAAAAGUAUUUCCUUCUUCUUGCUGAAAUCAACUCCGUCAUCAACCCCAUUGUCUACUCUUACAGAGACAAUGAGAUGCGCGCGACCUUCAAACAGAUCCUGUGCUUAUGUUGUAACCGACGCUCCAAAUACUCAACUUCCAUCAAGUCUACAAACACAGAGAGGAGAAUACUGGCUGACAAUGGACAUCUGGUUAGGGACUCCACACUUUAGACAUGUCGAAUGUUGGCUCUCACUGGACUGAACCUAAAAGGAGACUUGCCACUAUGGUGCCAUGGAUCUGGAGCUGACUCCAUCAAUAACCAAACAAAUCUGACUUUUAUAUUUUAUGUGAAGCAUGACCAAAUUACACCACCAGUAUCUUUCUAUAAGAAAAAACGUCUGGGUCCUGGAUUGUGUAUGAUGAUUCUUCCGACUGUAUUUGUACCUUUAAAGCUAAGGUACCACAAUUUGGAUCCGUUUGUCAAUAUGAACGAUUGGCUGCCACAUGCUUCAGAUACCAUGAGAAGAAUUUGGCAGCAGGAACCAUUCAGCCAGGGACUAUACUGAGAUGUCUACAGAACAAUGAGAUGUUGUUUACAAGGCUUAUGAAAGCCCUAAAGAGAGAAAAAUGAGCCUUAAAUCGAAAGUUGGUUGCUAAGAGGGAAAACUCUGGGACAUAUUGUAGUGUGUUAAAAUUUUAGGAACAAUGAUUUCUGGAAAGACUAUAGUUUGAAAUUACCUGCAAUAUAUACUGUAUAUAUUAUAUAUAUUUUUUAAUAGUU
This is a messenger RNA of Rana temporaria (common frog), 1792 nucleotides long. It is a transcript of the gene LPAR2, whose product is annotated as lysophosphatidic acid receptor 2. Gene Ontology annotation, biological process: G protein-coupled receptor signaling pathway. Gene Ontology annotation, cellular component: membrane. The coding region runs from base 33 to 1241 and encodes 402 amino acids. The transcript is spliced from 3 exons. NCBI's taxonomy places the organism in Eukaryota, Metazoa, Chordata, Amphibia, Anura, Ranidae. The record is from RefSeq and is a predicted model, not a curated record. Gene Ontology annotation, molecular function: lysophosphatidic acid receptor activity.